GGAUAUUUUACAAAAUAAUUCUGGAAAUGAAUGUUAUAGUUUUAUUUUGCAGUAUCUUAGAAUUAAUAAAUUGUAUGAGAGGAUAUAAAAUGUCAUUUUGAUCCACACUCCAUACCAGUCGGUGGCGGUAAUACACCAUUUUGUUGUUUGUCAACCGCCAAUAAAACCUGAAGAAGAAGAAGAAGAAGAAGAAGAAGAAGAAGAACCCUUUAGGAUCUGCAGCGGCGGGCAGUCUGCGUUGCUCGGACAGUGUGCGCGCAGACUCACGUUAUUUGAACGUGAACGCGCCCUCAACUCUUAGUAUCUCUAUCUCUCUAAGUGAAGUAUCUUAGAUUAUCAUCUCCAGCUGCUCCAGCACAUCAUGGCUGAGGAGAGCUACAGGCGCGGGUUACUCGUGCUCUCAGCACUCACAGGACCACUGUCCGACCCACUGAUCUUCAGUUCUGAGCGCAACUCCUCUGUGGAGCUCAGGUGCUCUGUGGUUUCGGGGUCAGGGUUGACGUUCAGCUGGGAUAGAGAUGGCUCCGCUCUGCAUAACGACACCAAGUACCAGCUGAUGGAGGACUACAGCACUCUCACUUUCACCCUCACAAUACGCAACCUGCAGAAGUCCGACUGUGGGAGCUACAAAUGCAGAGUGUCAAACCCGGUAUCUGUGAAGGAAAGUUCUUAUGACUUGUCCAGUGGUAAGUGUCUGGUUUUUAGUAGCGACAAGUCAUUCGCAAAAAUUCACCAGCGCACCUAA
This is a messenger RNA of Cyprinus carpio (common carp), 745 nucleotides long. Its product is annotated as HEPACAM family member 2-like. Bases 362 to 745 code for a protein of 127 amino acids. The record is from RefSeq and is a predicted model, not a curated record. The transcript is spliced from 3 exons. Lineage: Eukaryota; Metazoa; Chordata; Actinopteri; Cypriniformes; Cyprinidae.